Molecule: messenger RNA, 468 nt
Organism: Aureobasidium melanogenum CBS 110374
Lineage: Eukaryota; Fungi; Ascomycota; Dothideomycetes; Dothideales; Saccotheciaceae
Exons: 2
Source: RefSeq, a predicted model, not a curated record
CGACAAACUGGAUCAACAGAACCCCAACCAGGCCACAGAAAUACAGCCAACUGGAGCUCUGCAGAUGACGAGGUCCUGGUCGCUGCUAGAGCAGCUGGUCUCAAUUGGCAAUCAACCGCAGCAAGGCACUUCCCCAACAAAACCGCCAAUGCUUGUCGUAAGCGUCAUGAACGACUAGUUGAACGCCGAAAUCAUGAGGACUGGACACCAAAAAGAUUGGAUACUCUCGCAGUCGAGUAUAUGGAACUCAGAAAGGAGAUCUGGGGUCCAUUGGCAGUCAAGAUUGGUGAGCGCUGGAAUGUGGUUGAAGCAAAGUGUAUGGAGAAGGGGCUGAGAAACCUACAGUCGAUCGCACGCAUGGCUGGCAAGACAUCUGCUCCCAGUGAGGACAUCCCUGCCCCCAACAAGGAAGAGCAUGAAGGCGAUUCCGGCAUUGGCUGUUCGGACGCUGAAUUGGAGCCAGUCGAU